Chironomus riparius is the source of this 695-nucleotide messenger RNA. Lineage: Eukaryota; Metazoa; Arthropoda; Insecta; Diptera; Chironomidae. The record is from the annotation of a GenBank genome assembly.
AUGUUUUUAUAUCUCUUAAUUACAGUUAUUUUACUAGUUUAUGGCUACUUCAAAAAUAAGUAUUCGUUUUGGAACGAUCUUGGAUUUCUCUAUGCAGAACCAUCAAUUCCAAUGGAAACAAGUGCCAAUGCUUUGACGUUUUGUACAUAUGAGCUCGCAAUUAAUCAAGACAUUCAAGAUCGUUUAAGAAAAGAGAUCCAAGCUGUGCUCAAAAAACAUGACGAAGAAAUAACUUAUGAUGCAAUAAUGGAAAUGAAAUAUCUUGACAUGGUGAUAAAUGAAACUUUGAGGAAAUAUCCAAUUUUUGAAGUUCAGGUUCGAAAGUGUACGAAAGAAUUUAAAAUACCAGCAACUGAUUUGGUGAUACCAAUUGGAAUGCCUGUAAUGAUUCCUGUUGUUGGAAUUCAAAACGAUGAAAAAUAUUUCAAAAAUCCUGAAAAUUCGAUCCUGAAAGGUUCAGCGAAGAGAAUGUUAAGAAACUAGCUCCACAUACUUUUAUUCCAUUUUCCGAAGGACCUAGAAAUUGCAUUGGCAUUAGCUUUGGAACAAUGCAGAUAAAAUUAGGACUCGUUAAACUUUUAACGAACUUCAGAGUUUUACUCUGUAGCAAAACCUUAAUCCCAAUGAAGUUUUCUCCAAAUUACAGCUUUCAAUCACCACUUUGUGGAAUGUGGAUUAAAAUUGAAAAGGUUUAA